Lepus europaeus (European hare) is the source of this 978-nucleotide messenger RNA. RefSeq names its product olfactory receptor 13A1. The transcript has a single exon. Bases 52 to 978 code for a protein of 308 amino acids. Gene Ontology annotation, biological process: G protein-coupled receptor signaling pathway. NCBI's taxonomy places the organism in Eukaryota, Metazoa, Chordata, Mammalia, Lagomorpha, Leporidae. The record is from RefSeq and is a predicted model, not a curated record. Gene Ontology annotation, molecular function: G protein-coupled receptor activity; olfactory receptor activity. Gene Ontology annotation, cellular component: membrane.
UGUGUGGAGGUUCACCUGACAGACACAAAGCCCCCUCCCAACCUGCAGACUAUGAGUAAUGAGACGCUGGUGACCGAGUUUAUCCUGCAGGGUUUCUCAGAGCACCCUGAAUACCGGGUGCUCUUAUUCAGCUGCUUCCUCUCUCUUUACACUGUGGCGCUCACAGGCAAUGUCCUAAUCAUCUUGGCCAUCACCUUCAACCCUGGCCUCCACACUCCCAUGUACUUUUUCCUGUUCAACUUGGCCACCAUGGACGUGAUCUGCACUUCCUCCAUCAUGCCCAAGGUGCUGGCGGAUCUGUUGUCAGAGAGGAGCUCCAUCUCCUAUGGGGGCUGCAUGGCUCAGCUCUACUUCCUCACGUGGUCUGCGUCCUCAGAGCUGCUCCUCCUCACAGUCAUGGCCUAUGACAGGUAUGCAGCCAUCUGCCACCCCCUGCAUUACAACACCAUGAUGAGCAAGACAUGCUGUGGUGUACUGGCCACAGGCGUGUGGGUGCUCUGCGCCUUCAACACGGCCAUCCACACAGGACUGAUGUUGCGAUUGAGUUUCUGUGGCCCCAAUGUCAUCACCCAUUUCUUCUGCGAGGUCCCUCCCCUGCUGCGCCUCUCCUGUAGCUCCACCUAUGUGAACAGUGUCAUGAUUGUCCUGGCUGAUGCCUUUUAUGGUAUGUUGAACUUCCUGAUGACUGUCAUGUCCUAUGGCUCCAUCAUCGCCAGCAUCCUGAAGAUGCGGACCUCGGAGGGGAAGAAGAAAGCUUUCUCCACCUGCUCUUCCCACCUCAUUGUAGUAUGCAUGUAUUAUGCUGCUGUCUUCUAUGCCUACAUAAGUCCUGUCUCCAGCUACAGUGUGGAGAAGAGCAAGGUGGCUGGCGUGCUGUAUACCAUGCUGAGUCCUACCCUCAACCCCCUCAUCUAUUCUCUGAGAAACAAUGAAGUCAAAACAGCUCUCAGGAAGCUUUUCCCAUUCUUCAGAAACUAA